This is a messenger RNA of Esox lucius (northern pike), 4979 nucleotides long. Its product is annotated as gamma-aminobutyric acid receptor subunit beta-3. The record is from RefSeq and is a predicted model, not a curated record. The transcript is spliced from 11 exons. Bases 559 to 2181 code for a protein of 540 amino acids. NCBI's taxonomy places the organism in Eukaryota, Metazoa, Chordata, Actinopteri, Esociformes, Esocidae. Gene Ontology annotation, biological process: nervous system process; monoatomic ion transmembrane transport; chemical synaptic transmission. Gene Ontology annotation, cellular component: membrane; GABA-A receptor complex; synapse. Gene Ontology annotation, molecular function: GABA-A receptor activity; extracellular ligand-gated monoatomic ion channel activity; neurotransmitter receptor activity.
GAAGAUUGCGUUUGAAGCUUUUAAAAAAUCCUUUCUAGCCUCCCACAGCCAGCACCUGAUAAACUAUAGAAAAUCCACUGAUGACUGCUGCUUUCUCCAGGCAAAAUCGGAUUUUUGCAUCUCACUAAUCCCCUGUCACAAUCUGCAUCCUGCCAUCAGGGCUGGGGAAAGCACUGGCUCAGUCCUGCCCACUCACUCGGCUCCGCUCUGGCCUCGCACACUCUAGAGAUACACGACGCCAACAAAUCUCCAGCGACGGACUGCUAUAUCUACACACCUUGGCUCGUAGUUAAUCAAAACGUUGGAAGGGGUGUGAUGGAGGGGGGCUGACCUAGUGUCCCAUGGGAAGAUUGUGAUUCUGUGAGCCAAACGGAACGGAGGGCCAACCCAGGCGGCAUCAUGUCUCCAGCCUCAGAAGCCCCAGUUAGCCGGCGUCUCCUCGCACCCCCGGCGAGGCGUCCAUGACUCCCACCCUCUCCCUGCCCCCCUCCCGAGCGACAAGAGACCAACCGAACGAACGAGGAUCGAUCCUCCGACCGGACUGUUUGCCAUUGAUGCAUGGAGCCCGGUGAGAGUCAUAUGAACAUGUGCUUUUGGUGGAUUAUACUGGAAGGACUUUGGAGCGUUUACGGCGUUUACGCAGAACUUCCAUUCAUUGCAGACAACAAUGCAGCCAUGCUGGUCAACUGGAAUGCAGUCGAUGGAAACAAAAAGUUGUUUGCUAUCUAUGACACGAGCGUGAAUGAACCGGGAAACAUGUCUUUUGUGAAAGAGACGGUGGACAAACUACUAAAGGGAUAUGAUAUUCGUCUUCGACCAGACUUUGGAGGGGCCCCUGUUGCAGUGGGCAUGAGUAUAGAUGUGGCAAGCAUAGACAUGGUUUCGGAAGUCAACAUGGACUAUACACUGACCAUGUACUUUCAGCAGUACUGGAGGGACAAGAGGCUUGCGUACUUGGGGAUCCCAUUGAACCUGACUCUGGAUAACCGGGUCGCCGACCAGCUCUGGGUCCCUGACACCUACUUCCUCAACGACAAGAAGUCCUUCGUCCACGGCGUGACUGUCAAGAACCGUAUGAUCCGCCUCCAUCCGGACGGGACCGUGCUCUACGGCCUGAGGAUCACCACGACGGCAGCCUGCAUGAUGGAUCUGAGGAGGUAUCCGCUGGACGAGCAGAACUGCACACUGGAGAUCGAGAGCUAUGGAUACACGACAGAUGACAUUGAGUUCUACUGGAAGGGGGGAGAGAGCGCUGUGACCGGGGUGACCCGCAUUGAGCUGCCCCAGUUCUCCAUAGUGGAUUACAAGCUGGUUUCCAGAAACGUUGUCUUUUCCACAGGUGCCUACCCGCGGCUGUCUUUGAGCUUCAAGCUGAAGAGGAACAUUGGCUACUUCAUCCUGCAGACCUACAUGCCCUCCAUCCUGAUCACCAUCUUGUCCUGGGUGUCCUUCUGGAUCAACUACGACGCGUCUGCUGCCCGGGUUGCGCUGGGGAUCACCACUGUGCUCACCAUGACCACCAUCAACACCCAUCUGAGAGAGACGCUUCCCAAGAUCCCCUAUGUCAAGGCCAUUGACAUGUACCUGAUGGGCUGCUUCGUCAUGGUCUUCCUGGCCCUGCUGGAGUACGCCUUUGUCAACUACAUCUUCUUCGGCCGUGGACCGCAGAUGCAGAAGAAGCUGGCAGAGAAAGCGGAGAGGGCCAACAACGAAAGGGCGGCCAGAUACGAAUCCAACAAGUCUCCUCAGGAAGGAGGUAAAACGUCCUCUCUAAGGCUGACUAAGCAGCCUAAUAGAGCAAAAACGCUCCGUGUCUCACAGUCGGUGGAGUCUCACGGAAACAUACUGCUGACCACACUCGAGAUCCACAAUGAGGUAGCAGGAAAUGAGGUCACCACCAGCCUGGCGGACAGCAGGAACUCUUCCGUCAUGGGAUUGGACAACACCAGCAUCGGUACAGGCGUCCAGUGCAGGAAGGCAAGUCGCGCCUCGGGUCCUCGACACAGCGUCGACAGGCACGCCCAGCUCAAGAGGCACAAACUGAGACGGCGCUCCUCACAGCUGAAAAUUAAAAUCCCUGACCUGACAGACGUGAAUGCCAUCGACAGGUGGUCGCGGAUAAUCUUUCCCUCGGUUUUCUCUCUCUUCAAUUUAAUCUACUGGCUGUACUAUGUCAACUGAUUGACUGAUUUUAGGGUUAGGGGUGUUAUGAUUAAUAUUUUUUUUCCCCCUUUGUCGUCGUUUUCUACAUGACGAGAUGUUUUGCUAUCAAAAAACCAAGGACUGCAUGUGUAGAACACUAACAAAAUCCGUUGACUUAUUUGGCAAAGUCUUUUAUAUUUGAAGUCUUGCUCCAAGUUGGCAUACUGUAAACAUACUGUAGGACUGGGAAUAGUUAGGUCCCUGUAUUUUUGCCCUCUUUCCAGUUUGAUGAUGAUGAUGAUGAUGAUCUUUAUACCCAACUUAAUAUCGGCAAUAUACAAGAAAUGAAAGUUGACAUUUUGCAUUGUUCAACAAGAACAAACAGUAGUAUUUACAGUAAGGAAACACACACUUUACUAUGACGCAUACACAGAGUGAAUUGUAAUUACUGAAUAUGACUUAUAGUUACAAUUACAGUGAAUAAUGAAUCAUUUAUAACUAUGAGACAUACAUUUAUAUUGUGUCAUGAAUGUGGAUCAAUGCAAAAAAGAACUAAAACAUGUAUACUUAUGUUGUGACGCUGCCAUCUUUAUCACAUUCAUCUUUUUGCCUUGGUCUGAUAAUAUGAUUUUCAGGUGCCCAAAGUAUCUGCAGCUAUUACAGUGACGUGUUCCUGUUGUUGCGCAUUAUUAUAAUUAUUAUCAAUAGUAUAUUAGCAUUUUGAUUACAGAGCUGACAUACAAUUUGAACACAGGUGCAAAUGAUAGUAUACUGUUGAGGUUUAUCUCAGGUUCUGUAUUUUGCUAAUUGGCAACUGUUACUACUUCUACAUCCUGUCACAGUUUUGACAUUGGAAUAUUGAUCGGUAAUCUAAACAUAUCCACCACGGCACUCAAUGAACUGUCCCAAGGUUCCCAUCUUUUCUAGCCGAUACUGUGACAGCGUGACAGGAUUUCAGUCAAUAAAUUGACAGCAUUUCUUCAAAUCAGUUCGAUCUUUGAAAGCUGUUGUACUCUACUGCCUUGUGCUACCUAUAACACGUCUCUAUGAAAUAUUUAUAUUUCCGAUAUUUUUGUAAGAUGUUAACACAAAACGUUAAAUGCAGUUUAUCAACUCCUAUCUGGAAAAGAGUGAUUUCCUCUGUUCACAACCGAGUAGCAGUUUUAAGGAUUUGGUUUUACUCUGUGUGGUCUUGACUGCUGAAAUGACUUCCACUGUAAAUAUCAUGUAAAUUACACAUUUGAUGACCGUAUGGUCAUUUUUAUUUUGUUUUGUCUAAUUGUUUUAUAACACAAUGUGAAAGAGGGUAUACACAUUUGUUCGUUCAAAAUACUUGAAAAUGUACUGAGUGAACAAAUGUGUUUGAUUUCUUUUUUCAUUAUUUUCUUCAGAUUUAAAAGUAUUGAUUGUCAGGACAGACUACCAGUUAAAUGCACAGAAAUGCACAGACUAUUAAUAAUACAACUAAAUGCAUUGUAAAUCAAGGGCAUUGCAAACCACUGAUACCAGUAUAUUAUCUUCCUUUCAUGUAUUUCUAUAAUCUAUUCUGCACAGUUAUCGUAAAAGCACAAAAGACUAGAUUGAAUUAGUCUCAGAUUGCAACUAAUGCAUGAAUUCUUUUCUACAGGGCAAGGACAACGAGCCAUAACCAUUAGAUUGUAACAAGACAUAGCUAACACAUUUCACUGGGAAACUUAAUCAAUGGCUUGGGGGUAGCAAACAUUCGGGAGAACACUGGCACGGUCCAUGUCAUGUGACUCUGGGCAAGAGAACACACCAAGUCGGCACUGUCUGUUGUUUCUCUUUUGUAUGUGAUAUUGCAUGAAUAGUGAAUCCUAUAAUAUUAGAGCUGUAUUGUAGGUUACAGUGACAUUUCAAGUGAUUGUGAUUAACUGCCAUGCUGUGGUCGUUUAUAAAGCACUCAGUCAUAUCCCGGGGGGAAAUGGCCGAUAUUCACAAUGACAGUCUUCAAAUAUGCAUAGCAUUGAUCUGUCAACCUCGGCCCAAUGUAUUUGAACAAAACCAACUUGCUUGCUUUCAGUGGCAUGCAUCUUUGGUAUGUGCUGUACAUAUGUUUUGCUACUUGAUCAUUUAAGCUUGUGCGUGCUUGUGUGUGUGUGUGUGUGUGUGUGGUUACGUAUACUGGCCUAUAAUGGUUACAAACCAUGGGGUGUUCCUGCCCUUCUCUACCGUGUAGAUGGGGCAGGGCUGGCUCGGUCUUUGCGUACAACGAGUAAUCUUCCUUGGUUUUGGGUGUGAGACAAGUUGUCACCCUGACGAACUGCGGACCUGCAUUAGCUCCUCUGAGCUAAUGUCCGGGCUCUGGCUUAGGGACUAGGGUACGCUUUAGCACACAGAUAGAACAUGGACCUGCCGCAUGCAGGAGACCCGGGUUCAAAUCCUGGUUGGUCACAUUGGCGCGUGCAAUGGUACACUCCGGCAAUGAUUGCUGUCAUCAUUGCUGGCUUAUGUCGUAUGGCCUUUGGCCCACUAUGGAAUGUGAAAAUGUUCUGUGCUGCCAUACUUGUAUUUAAAUAUAGAUGUCUGUGUGUGUGUGUGUGUGUGUGUGUGUGUGUGUGUGUGUGUUUCUCCUUUAAUUAUUUAGGUUAUGAUGUUGCUCUAUUAACACAAUAAUAUCAAUUGUAUGAUUGUAAUAAUUGGUUUUGCGUCCUGUAACAUCUGCUAUAUGCUAUCGCAAAGAAAUAAUUUCUUGUUCCUAAUGCAUUUCUGUUGAAUGAUUAAGUCUAGAUAACGCCCAAUAUUUUAUGAUUUGUAUGUCAGGUGAAGAUUAUUACCAGUAUUCCUGGAUUGUGAUUAAAACUGUAUAUAUCAAGGAA